Molecule: messenger RNA, 1794 nt
Organism: Fonsecaea erecta
Lineage: Eukaryota; Fungi; Ascomycota; Eurotiomycetes; Chaetothyriales; Herpotrichiellaceae
Exons: 3
Coding region: 1-1794 (597 amino acids)
Biological process (GO): conjugation with cellular fusion
Cellular component (GO): mating projection tip
Molecular function (GO): protein binding; phosphatidylinositol binding
Source: RefSeq, a predicted model, not a curated record
AUGAAGGCUAUCCGCCGAUCUCUCAAGAGUGACAAGGACGGGAGGCAGCCGCCCAGCCUGACCAUCACCCCCAAGACGAUCCAAGCGCUCCCCCCGAAGAAAGUUAUAAAAGCCUUAUACGACCACGAACCCAAAAAUGGGAAUGCGCAAGAGCUGUCAUUUCACAAGGGUGACUUCUUCCACGUCCUGAGCCGUGAAGACGAUACGGAGUGGUACGAGGCCUGCAACCCGCUCAUCCCGUCUGCUCGAGGGCUGGUGCCCGUGGCAUUCUUUGAAGUGGUGGGUAAAAAACAGCGACAGAGUGAAAACUCGCUAUCCUCUCCCGGGGAGCGGAUGGAUGGCCACGAUUCGGGAUUUUCAGAGAAAGGCUCGACCAACUCGGGACAUACACGAUCCGAAUCCACAGCAACCACACGACCCAGUAUAGGAACACACCAGAGAGGACCAAGCAUGACCGGCAGAAGCACAGGCGCCAUGGUGUAUGGCGUCGUGCAGUAUGACUUCCACGCUGAACGGGCCGAUGAACUGGAUGCCAAAGCGGGAGAGGCCAUCAUCGUCGUGGCGCAGUCCAAUCCCGAAUGGUUCGUUGCGAAGCCGAUAGGACGGUUAGGAGGACCAGGAUUGAUUCCGGUUUCAUUUGUCGAUAUUAAGGAUACAGUGACGAUGCAAUCCGUGCCCGACCCUUUGGAAGCAGUCCGGAAAGCAGGCGUCCCUCGAGUGGAAGAGUGGAAGAAAUUUGCAGCAGAAUACAAGAACAGCAGCAUCAGCCUGGGCAAAUUUGAUAAUUCCCAAGCUCAAAUGUCGGCCGACAUGGCUCGAAUGAGCCUUCAGCAGAAUACCGGCUCGCAGCAAUCGCUCCCCAGUACGAACUAUAGCGGCGCGAGACUAUCGCAACAGUCAAAUAUCCCUCUAGCACCCGUCAGUGCGUCGGUGCCGCGGUACUGUUUUGACAACGACAUGUACUGGUAUAUUAUCGAAUGUCAAAUGGAAGACGGUCGAUGGUGGGAGCUAUCGCGGUACUAUGCCGAUUUCUACGACUUUCAGAUCGCCUUACUGGAAAUGUUUCCCGAAGAGGCUGGUAACAAGGGCAAGCCUCGCACCCUGCCGUUUAUGCCUGGGCCCGUGGCACAUGUCACUGAUGCCAUUUCGAACGGUCGACGCCAGAAUCUGGAUGAGUACAUCAAGAAGAUAGUGGCCAUGCCACCUCACAUCUCCAAAAGUAUGCUUGUGAGGAAUCUAUUCAAGCCCAAACCCAAUCAAGAUUUCGAAAUCGACCCCAGCGCACUGGGAGAGGAUUACCGAUUGUCUGGGGGAUCUCAGCAAUCGAUGCAGCCAGUCUCUCGGACGUCCUCUAACCAGCAAGCGCCAGGUAUGGCGUACGGGGGCAUGCCACCUCCCAGUACAAGAGCGUCCCAGCAACACCGGGGUCCUGUACCCAUGGGGGCUGGAACCGGCGUGGCCAUGGGAGGGCCCCCUUUCUUGCAUUCCCAGGCCAGCAAUUUGACUCAAAACUCCAACUCUUCAAGCAUGAAGGCUAACAAUACCGGCGCUGCAAUGAAGGUGAAGGUGUUCUUUCAGGACGACAUCAUUGUUCUCCGAGUGCCCCAGGACAUUAUAUUUGCGGCACUGAGAGAGAAGUUGAUGGACCGGCUGAAGGUCAACGAAGAUAUCGUCAUACAGUACAAGGACGAGCCGACGAACACUCUCAUCGAUCUCGAGAACGAUGAUAACCUCGACGUUGCGCUGCAACGGAAUCCGAAACUCACAUUGUAUGUCAAUUAUGCGACAGGUUAA